ACUACUAAACUUCCACAAAAAAAUAAAUAAAAUCAUAUAUACAUACAUGCCAGCAUAAUGCAUUAAUCUCUAAAAACAAGAUAUAAAAGAUUGCUUUCCAUUGUAUCCCAAUCAAAUUCCAAAAUAAGGUUUUGUAUUCUCAUAUAUCCAUCCCAACACCCCCCUAAUCCCCAUAAACAAAUUUUCUUUGCUUCUUGUGAACAAUGCAUUCUCUAAGUCAUUUGUUGUUGCUUGCAACACUUCUAAUUCUCUCUCUAUCAAUUAUCCAUGUUAAGGCAAGAGGGAAGACUCCAUCCCAACUGGUGGAGGAGGUGUGUUCCAGAACCGGCGACACUUCCUCCUUCUGCACCAAGACUCUUGAAUCCGAUCCCCGAACAUCAUCGGCUCGCGAUUUUCGUGCCCUAGCUAAGAUUGCUUUGGAUCUGGCCGUAACCAAUUCGACAAAAACUGAAGCCUACAUUAAGAACAUGCUGAAGAAGAAUGCCAAACCCGGAAAAUUGAAGUCUGCACUCGAGUCAUGUGUCGCAUCUUAUGAAGAAACCAUCAUAUCAUUCCGGAGCGCGCUGGUGGAAAUCGACGAGGACAAGAUGAGUGCAAAUUAUGAUGCAAAAGUUGCCGGUGAUGGUCCACUCCAGUGUGAUCAAGCAUUGGAGUCUGCUGGUGUCAAAGUUGAAUCAAUUUCAAUGGCAAAUCAAAUCACUUAUAGGUUUAGCGUAAUUGGAGUUGAAAUUACAGAUCUUCUUUAG
This is a messenger RNA of Tripterygium wilfordii, 746 nucleotides long. RefSeq names its product putative invertase inhibitor. The record is from RefSeq and is a predicted model, not a curated record. Gene Ontology annotation, molecular function: enzyme inhibitor activity. Bases 204 to 746 code for a protein of 180 amino acids. The transcript has a single exon. NCBI's taxonomy places the organism in Eukaryota, Viridiplantae, Streptophyta, Magnoliopsida, Celastrales, Celastraceae.